Messenger RNA from Enterobius vermicularis (human pinworm), 219 nucleotides. The record is from the annotation of a GenBank genome assembly. NCBI's taxonomy places the organism in Eukaryota, Metazoa, Nematoda, Chromadorea, Rhabditida, Oxyuridae.
AUGUUUGUUGGAAGCGGUGAUCGACGAGAUGAUUCGGAGAUGUCCAGUGAUGAUUGCGAGAUGAAACCACAAGCAAUGUUGAGUCAAUCGAUCAGUAUGAUGCCACAAGAACCUCUGCCAUAUCCAGGACAAUUUGUCCCAAGCCUUAAUCUUUACAGCGCUCAUCCACCAAUGCAAUACAUUCCGGACAUGCAUUUAUCUAAUUAUCAGACUUUAUGA